CGUUUGGAACCAUUCUGUUGAGCCGAAAAAUUGAUAUGUUCAAUCCCACGGUCGUUAAAUUGCUAAGGUGCGUUCAUCGACGAAUAUUUUGCAAAUCCUGAGAUGUCAAUGUUCUUCUUCGGGUAUUGAAAGGAAUUUCCUGGAAACAUCCCUUUUUUAACCAUCAUAUCUUUCUUUCUUUGCAGAUCCAUGUUCGUGGUGCACCUUAUUGUUCAGCAAGCCUUCAUCUUUUAUGUUCGCAUUAUGGCCAAGCGGAACAACGACAGAACUCCGGUUGAUGUAGAAAAUCCCCUGACCAGCAUGUUGUCGUCGCAGUUGGAAAAACAACAGGCAGGAGGUGACAUGGUGAAGAAUUUAGCGUCGAACUUUUUGAAGAAAGAAACAACCGUUUGUGAGUACGAUAUGGGGAAAGCUAUGAGCAUGCAGGGUGGAAUCCUCUUCAACAUGGCUUUCAUGUGGCUUCUGCACUUUAAGAUGAAUCAGGUACAGCCUCUUCUAGUGACAUCAAUCAAUGGUUUCUUGCAACUUGCAUACAAUCCGCUGUUUCAGGUAUAUAUCUUAGGGCGCAAUUUGGAACGACCUUUUAAGAAUCCAGAGGUAUUWAAGGAUCCAAGAGCCGAGGAAGGAAGUGACGAUGCCGAGACGACAAAGGAAGAAACAACCGAGACUGCCACCGAUGAKAGCRAASUUGACGACGCAGAAAACGAUGUWGAUGAAGAUAGCGAAGACGAAAUCAKUGACGACGAUGAUGAAAGCACCGACGAUGAAGAUUCUUCAGAUGAGGACGAAGAUGAGGACGAGUAAUCCAAACCUGCAACUAAAUUAUUUUCUAAUGC
Molecule: messenger RNA, 836 nt
Organism: Pseudo-nitzschia multistriata
Lineage: Eukaryota; Bacillariophyta; Bacillariophyceae; Bacillariales; Bacillariaceae
Source: the annotation of a GenBank genome assembly